UACGAGAGAGUUCGCAGAAGGCGUGGCGAUGGAGCGCAGUACAAGCUUAAAUACACGUGUGUGAUUGCAGGAAGUUUGUACUGCUAGCUUGCAAACUUUGAACCACACAUACGUGCACUUGAGUUUCAUUGCAUCCUAAAGAAAUUGCAUUGGUUGGGUGCAAAAAACAACAACUGGGACUUGGGUAAAAUGCCGUCUUACGUACUCUCACCCUUUCUUGAGCUGGAUGAAGUUCUGUGCAAGAAUUUUCUGAAUCUUGACCUGAAAGAUGCUCCAAUGCCGGUGGGGUUCAAGAACAGCCAGCCUGUCUCCCCUCUUUCCCAAGGGGGUAUUGCAUUCAACACCGGUAGCGCUGGCCUAAUUAGUGAUGUUGGAUUGUGUCUCCAGUCCAGCAAGUGGUCCCGGUCAACAGAACAGCCUCCACCACCGGGCUUCAGCAAGGUUCCAUUCUGGGUGGACCGUCCCAUCAGCAUGAUCGAAAGUGACUCCUUCAGCUUGGGGUGGGCAGCUUCUGACUCUAGCCUAACCAAGCAAGAGGUGGCCCCUGGUCCCACCGACGCAGCUGCCGCCGCCUCCACCACUCCCAGUUCGUCCCGCUACAAGACGGAAAUGUGCCGGACGUUCGAAGAGAGCGGUAACUGCAAGUACGGUGCCAAGUGCCAGUUCGCGCACGGUUACAAUGAGAUCCGAGGCCUCAACCGACACCCUAAAUACAAGACCGAGUUUUGUCGCACGUUUCACACCGUCGGUUUCUGCCCUUACGGCAUCCGGUGUCACUUUGUCCACAACGCAGAAGAGGAGCUGCAGGCCCGUCCUCAACAGCAGCCGGCUCCCAGAAACAGAAAGCCUCCGCUGCUGAGACAAAGCAUGAGUUUUGCUGGUUUCCCCUCUGCCCCACACCUUAAGGAGACCCCUUUCUCCAGAGUGCCUGCCACCCCCCCUCCUCCUUCCACAUGCAUCCCAGAACUCCUCUCCCCUGUCUUCCCGAAGACUGACUCCUUACCCAUCUUUACCGAAGCAGGCCUGGAGCCUGGGCCUCAAUUUCUGCUUUCUUCUGACUCCAGCCGCUCUUUUGCCAAAGGUGCCACUACCUUCCCCUCUUUCUCCAGCGGAAGCCGGUCACCCGUCCAGCGUCCUCCACCCAGCCUUGCUCUCCGAUCAAGGAGCCUGUCUUCCAACUCUCUCUCCGAUCACGAAGGAGGUUACAGUAGCUCCGCCAGCAGUCUCAGCGGCUCCGAAUCUCCUGUAUUUGAGGCUUCCGGACGACGACUGCCCAUUUUCAGCCAGCUUUCAGUGCCAGACGACGAUUGUGCCUCAUUUUUCUGUUAGGCACCGCCAUUCCUUUGCAUAGGUGAACUCCAGAGACUAGAAGAAAAAAAAAAAAAAAUAGUUUUCAACUGGUAAAGUAUUUUGUUAAAACCGGGACUGUAUACUGUUGUAUACCUAAUUUUUGGGGUACUUUCAACCCCUACUGUAUAGUAUAUGAAAAGCAAUAAAAUAGCCCUGCUUUUUGUGUUUUUUUUUUUUUUUUUUUUUUUUUUGGAGUUGUGGGGCAUUUUUGUGUUACAUUUUUGUGGGGUGAAGGAAGGUUCUUUUUGUGACUGUGGGGUUUUUGUUUUUGUUUUCUGCACCCCAAACACUUCAAAAUGUAUAGCCCUGAGGCGUGUUGCAGAUUGCCCGAAAUUGUAAUUUUGUUAGUAAUAUUCACUCCCAGCAACCUGGUGCAUCAGUGAAAAUUCAAGCCAGCUGAGUUUAAACAUUGGGAGAGCAGCUGUUUAAUGCACCAAAGUUUUUAAUUUCAGAUAUGUGACCCUGUUUUAUUGCUAUUGGAAUCUCCUUUUUCUUUUUUUUAAGACCUCUGACUCACAAAAUUGCUCUUUAUUCUUCACAGCUCUUGGUGUUUUUUGUUUUGCAGUUUUAACCUAAAUGGUGCAGGGGUCGUGUUUAAUUUGGGUUGCUAAUUGCAGAUAGUUUAAAAGAGAAAUUGGCUGGUAAAUCAGUCCAAAAAAAAACAACAGAUAUAUAUAAUGAAGAUGGUAUGUUUUAAGACACAUUGGUAUCCAUGUUAUAUUUUAGUGGUAAUAUUACGUUUUAAAUAUUGUAUGUGAUUUGCAGUUGUACUAGAAAGUAACAGUGCCAUGUUUCUUUAAGUAGGGCUAUAUCUUCUGGUUAAGUGUUCAGAGUUAUGGAUGACCCAUAUUAAAGGAGUGCCUAAUUGCAUUUGUUAUUGUAGCUUACCAAGCUUGUAUGAUGAGUUUAUCAAUUAGAACCUUGACCAAUGAUCUGCUUCUGUUCUUGAAAGUCUGAUGUUAAAAUCAAAUGAGAAAUGUUUUAUGAUUGAAAUUUAGUUGUAAUUUAGUAGCAGAUGCUAAAUUAUUGUAGAGGAGGUUAAAUUGCCCCCCCCCCCCCCUUUACAAAGUGUUGUCUAUAGAGUUUGGUUAUAAUUCUUUUUCUCAAUGUACAUGUGUGUUAAUAUUUAGUUAUGCAAUACAAUUGCUGGUUCCCAAAAUGUGGGCUACUUGGUUAUCAAAAAUAUGUAUACUGUGUUCAUUGUGUGGUGGUGGUGGGGGGGGGGGCUUCAUAACUUAAUUUAUUUUAAUUUGUGUAUUUAUAGAGAACUUUCAGUUUUUAUGUUUGAUUUUUGUAUUAAGUUAAUAUAUUAUUUGAUGGGUUUUUCGAUAGUUUUGUACUACAAAUAAACUUUGUUUUUGUGAAGUCGAA
Molecule: messenger RNA, 2721 nt
Organism: Polyodon spathula (Mississippi paddlefish)
Lineage: Eukaryota; Metazoa; Chordata; Actinopteri; Acipenseriformes; Polyodontidae
Product: mRNA decay activator protein ZFP36L1-like
Exons: 2
Coding region: 190-1329 (379 amino acids)
Molecular function (GO): metal ion binding; mRNA binding
Source: RefSeq, a predicted model, not a curated record